Molecule: messenger RNA, 4166 nt
Organism: Polypterus senegalus (gray bichir)
Lineage: Eukaryota; Metazoa; Chordata; Cladistia; Polypteriformes; Polypteridae
Product: zinc finger protein 239-like
Exons: 4
Coding region: 251-1366 (371 amino acids)
Biological process (GO): regulation of transcription by RNA polymerase II
Molecular function (GO): RNA polymerase II cis-regulatory region sequence-specific DNA binding; DNA-binding transcription factor activity
Source: RefSeq, a predicted model, not a curated record
AUUUGUUCGGAGAACCCAGAGUGCACCCCGCUUGUGGCGUCAUCAAUGGCGACGACAACAAAAUUUGGCGUGCGUCUCAUUUGUGACAAGUAAUAAGGAAAGGUAAUGCGACGACCCGCACACAGAGUGGAACAAAGGCAAAGAAAAGAGAGACUCAAGACAGACCUAAAGAAGAACUGAAGAGACAACAAAAAGAAGAUACAGGGGCUUAAGGAGAAGAGAGAAAGCUGCCAUUUACUGCAACGCCUAGAUGGAUGUCAAAAAGGAGGAAUGUAAGGUUGACAUAAAUAUCCUGGAGAAAAGGACUGUGAAUAUUAAGGAGGAGGACUGUGAAUGGGAGCCGGUCCACCCAAAACAGGAGAGUCUGGGCAUUAAGGAUGAGGAUUGUGAACUGGGGUCAGUGGCCAUUAAAGAAGAGGAUGAGGAGACGUCUGUCAGCAUUGAGAUACACAAAAAUGAAAGAAUGGAGAGUGUCAAGGAAGACAAACUUUCUUAUGGGUGUCAAGAUGGAGUGGUAACGGAGUUUGACUCUUCUCAAAACAGACCGUAUGAGCCUUUUAUCGAUGUGAGUUCUGAAUCGUUACAGUCUGACACAAAGAGGACUGAGGAAGUUUCAUCUGUUAAAAUUCAGGAAGAUGGGCCAUCACCUUCAAAGACGUUUAUACAAAGUGACAGACCUCACUGCUGUUCUGAAUGUGGCAAACAAUUAUCAACCAAGAGUAACCUUUCAAGGCACAAAACAAUUCACACGGGAGAGAAGCCUUAUUACUGUUGUGAAUGUGGCAAACAAUUUUCCAGAAAAAGUUACCUUUCAAGGCACAAAAAAAUUCACACCGGGGAGAAGUCUUAUUGCUGUCCUGAAUGUGACAAACAAUUAAUAAGCAAGAAGGCCCUUUCAAGGCACAAAAGAAUUCACACGGGAGAAAAGCCUUAUUGCUGUCCUGAAUGUGGCAAACAGUUUUCGCAAAAAAUCUACCUUCGGAGACACCGAACAAUUCACACAGGAGAAAAGCCUUAUUGCUGUUCUGUAUGUGACAAGCGAUUUUCACAAAAGGGCAGUCUUCAUAACCACAGAAAAAUUCACACAGGAGAGAAGCUUUUCUGCUGUUCUGAAUGUGGCAAGCAUUUUCUGUUGAAGAGCAUUCUUGAGAUCCACCAAAGAAUUCACAUGGAAGAAAAGCCUUAUUGCUGUUCUGAAUGUGGCAAACAGUUUUCGCAAAAGAACCAUCUUCAGAGCCACCAAAGAAUUCACACAGGAGAGAAGCCUUAUUGCUGUUCUGAAUGUGGGAAGCGAUUUUCGCAUAAGAACCAUCUUCAGCGGCACCAACGAAUUCACACAGGAGAGAGACAGCCGAUUGAGAAUUAGGUGUUUCAGGGUAUUAAUAGAAAAAUUGCAUAACUGGUAAGUGCCACUUCUGCCAGUGUUGCAAAGAGCCACACGUCUCAUUGCUGGGUGCGAAGUAAUGAUGGCUGAAGAUUUAUAAACUCUUGAAAACUCUUCAAGAAGUACACCUUUACCAGCAAGAAAAAGGCACUGGGAUCAGAAUCCAUACUGCGUAGUGGAAAAUGAGGAGGUGUUAGUCGCUUUGGACACACCAAGACCAACUUAUAGAUAAACAGAUGCCAGAAAACCAGAUCUUAGAUUGGAUUGCAUUAACUUUAAGUCAAAUCCUUACAGUAGCAGAACCUAAAAAAUAAAAAAUCAAGGAUAGACUCACAGGACAAAUAAUAAGGCCAAUCUGUUGAUCAAUAAAAAUAAAUCUAUAUUGUGCAGGUAUUUUGAAAGUGAACUAAAGUACAUCAGGAGGAAGUUUUGAAUUGCCUGAUCCAGUGGUCAGAAAACACCCUCAGAGAGGCUGUUCUUAGCAGUCUGCACUUGAAUGAGCCCGUGGCUAGAAAGUGCUUCAAAAGAGCACCUCCUGGAGGGGAUUUUUCAUGAUGGCAUCCCAAUUUUUCCCUCAUCCUCUUUUCCACGACAGCUUCCAUUGUGUCCCAAGUUUGCCCUGUGAUGGAACAGGCUUUGCUAAUAAGUCUCUUCAGACGUCGUGCUUCUUUUGAGCUGAAGUUGCAUCACAGGAGACUGCAGCGUAAAACAGCAUAAGUCUUAUACUGGACUACACUUAUAAAGCCUGGAUGAUAGAGGUAUCAGUUCAUAGUGACUAAACUUUUGUGAGAAAGGAGAGGCAAAAAAUAAAAUACCAGGAAAUGCAAUCUGAGAUAUGUUAUUGUGGGACUAGAAAAGAAGACAUAUGCUGGGAUCAACAUAACUUUCAGGCCCAUCCUGACAUCCUACCAAUUACCAUAACUCUAAAUGAAUUGCAGAAAGAAGUGUUUCUAAGAACACUGCAAACUUAAAGAAGUAAGAAAUACAGCAGGACACCUAGACUACCCUGACUCAAGGGUAGGAUCAAUUGAUGUUUUGAUAUUAAGCAUGCCGAGAAAAUUUGGAGAAAUUAACCCAGAGAAAGGCUUAUUGCUUCUUAGAAUAAAGAUCAAUCUUCAGAGCCAUAAAAGAAUUCACCAUUGCUACACCACAAAGAAACAGACAGGACCAUAUGAGUGAUCAACAGAAGAUAAAGAGGAGACCAUGUACCUCACCUUCUACACAACUAGUCUUGAGUUCUCAACUCUCAUCCUGGAAGGUCUCGUGCAAAUUGCAGUACUAAAAUGUAAUUUCAAUUUGAAAAUUGGAUAAGAAAACAUUUUCAAAUUUAGGAUAUUUAAGUGGAGUACCUAAGGAAAGAACUAAUUAGUGAAGAGAAAUUAGAAUACUUACGAUGGACAGCAAAAGAAGAAAUAACACAGGAAAGAAAGCCAGCAUUUAUACACUAACAUAAAUGUAUCACCAGUGAAAGUACAUGUAAAGAUGAAAUUUACAUAUUGAAAAAUCAGAAAUAAACACUUAAAUAUGAACAGAGUCAACCAGAGAAAUGUUAGCCAGAAGUGGAAUGUCCUCAAAAGCAACCAAUUCUCAAACAGUGAAAUGCUAACGUUAAACUGAGACGUAAAGCAAGGGAUGGAGGUACAGCAGAAUGAAAGUAAGAAAAAAGUUUACAUUCAACAGCUACCACCCAGCAAUCACAAGAUCACCACCCCAUUUGUUCAAUAUGAAAAAAAUAAGACUCGGAUAGAAAAAGAGUAAACCAACGUAAGAGAACACCUCAAAAGCAGAAAUGACAUAUUCAUGAAAAACACAAAGUCAUCCAAGAAAUUCAAGAAGAGAUCCUGGAUUUGAUCAAUGAACAAAUAUACAGCAGUCGUUAAAAAGAGAGAAGUGAUUAACAGUAAACCUCACUGGAUGGAAUACUGCAAGUAAGCUGGAAAAGGCUGUAACUGAGAGAAAGCAAAUCCAGCAGUGCAUAGACUGAUGGACUUGAUAACAGUACAUGAAGUCUGCUAUUGUGCAGUUAAACCCAUCACCUCUAAAGUAACAGCAGAGAAGAAAAUCAAAGGAAGGAGACAUUAACCAAAUUAGACUCCGUCUUGGAUGAAAGGAAUUGUAGAAUAAAACUGAUGUUCUAUGCAAAGAGGUGGCCUUACUCAAAGCAUGUAUGGAAUGGGUGAGAUCACAAAGUCCUAGCAACAAUUCAACAGGUGAAAUGAGAGAAUUGCAUAUUAAUCCAUGACGAGCUACCAAGGCAAACAAACUCAAAAUACUGCUAGAUGCUAAAAGUUAAAAUAUAAAGAAAACAGAACAGACUACUUCAAGAAAAUCGAAAAAGAGUAAAAUUGAAAGUUACAUUGAAAGUAAACUCUCUACCUGACAAUCCAAAGAAACAAACAUUUUGGAGAAAAAUACGUUUAGGUGGUCAAAAGCAAUAAAGUAACAUGGACAAGCAAACUACAGACUGGAACAGAAAACCCAAACGAUGGGCCUAUAAACUAGAAGCCAAACUCCUAUUGAACUGCCGCUUAUGGGAAGACACCUUGUCCAGAUGCUCUACCCCACGUUUGGUUAAAACGCCUAACAUCUCUGUAUUAGGAUAUGUCCAUGAAAAAUCUGAACUAAAUAAUCUCCCCAUGCCCUGCCUCUCCACUGUAUGGUUUGGUACUCUAGUAGUUACAGUCAACUACCCAAGACCAUGGGCCUGUUUCUCGAUAGAUAGGUAGAUAGAUAAUUUAUUAAUCCCAAGGGGAAAUUCACAUAAUCCAGCAGCAGUAUACUG